CCUGCCCCCAAAAGCCACUCAAGGGGCCCUCGGCUUUUGCAACGUCCAGGCUUUCUAGUCCUUUAAAUCCUACAGGCAAACUUUGGGGGAAUAAGAAAGGCUGGGAGGGGCCUAGGGCUUAACCCUCUCAACCCGGGACGAUUAACCUAGACCAGCUAGGCAGACUGGGCGUUGACUCCGCGCUCGCUUAGGAGGCUGCCAUGGCCCCAGAGAGGGGCUGAAGCUUAUUCCCGGUGCUGGUGAGAUCCCGCUUGGAGAAAGAAGGAAAGGGGGCGCCAAGAGGUAGCCUCCGAAGCCAGGAGGGACCACAGCUUGAGCCGGAGUCCAAUUCAGUUAGGACCCGAGAUGCCGGUGUUGAAGCAGCUAGGCCACGCACAGCCCAAGAAGCGACUGGACCGGGGAGCACUGUCUAUCUCAGCGCCCCUUGGAGACUUCAGGCACACAUUGCACGUGGGACGCGGUGGCGACGCCUUCGGGGACACCUCGUUCCUGAGUCGCCACGGAGGAGGCCCGCCCCCUGAACCCCAAGCUCCGCCAGUUGGGGUCCCACAUUCUGUCCCUCCACCUGCAGGCCCACAGCCUGCUGCUCCUGGCCUCCUAAUGCCUUCACCUGCGGACCCACUGCUGUCCUUCCACCUAGACCUGGGCCCCUCCAUGCUGGACGCGGUGCUAGGCGUAAUGGACGCGGAGCGUGCCGAGGCAACAGCCACCAAGCCCGAGGGAGAUGCCCACCCUGGAAUGCAGCACCCCAAGGUCCCCUGCUGCUCCAAUGCUGACCUCCAGUUGGAUGACGUCAUUGGUCUGUAGCUUCCAGAUUCCCGUCACCUCUCCCUCCCAACACCCCGUUUUUGUACACAUAAACGGUGAGGUUUGUACCA
Messenger RNA from Psammomys obesus (fat sand rat), 878 nucleotides. It is a transcript of the gene Cdc42ep5, whose product is annotated as CDC42 effector protein 5. NCBI's taxonomy places the organism in Eukaryota, Metazoa, Chordata, Mammalia, Rodentia, Muridae. The coding region runs from base 346 to 807 and encodes 153 amino acids. The transcript is spliced from 3 exons. The record is from RefSeq and is a predicted model, not a curated record.